Mya arenaria is the source of this 18718-nucleotide messenger RNA. RefSeq lists its product as uncharacterized. NCBI's taxonomy places the organism in Eukaryota, Metazoa, Mollusca, Bivalvia, Myida, Myidae. Gene Ontology annotation, molecular function: calcium ion binding; serine-type endopeptidase activity; protein binding. Gene Ontology annotation, cellular component: membrane. The transcript has 101 exons. Gene Ontology annotation, biological process: proteolysis. Bases 141 to 15509 code for a protein of 5122 amino acids. The record is from RefSeq and is a predicted model, not a curated record.
UUACAAAUGCUUGGUCUAUUAAAUGUCGGGUAGGAUUGAUUCGCUCGGGUAUAUAGUAUAUACACCCGCUGUUAACAGGCAUUCGAACUUUAAGAUACUUAAGUAUGGCGCAUUCAAAUAAAUAAGUGCAUAUUUUAACGAUGGAGACUUACGGGCCAUCGGAAGAAAUUAGCUUAAAUAUUCGGACCUUCACUGAUUCACCAGACGAACACAGGCAGGAAAUAGAUGAGUACGUGUCUCUUUAUGACAACGCUGGUGCUAGCCAUGGUAACGAAAUACUUGAUGUCGAGGAAGUAGAUGAAAAUGGUAACCCCUAUGACAACCAUCAACAUUAUCAAAACCUAGCAUACCAGGAUGACGAAGAGUUACCACCGCCACCUAUUGAGCUAGUUACAAAUGAGUUACAAGAAGUUCCACAAGUGGAAAUAACUGUUGAUGAGCCUCAACCGCCACAAGACGACACUGGCGAUGCCCGAGGGGAUAUGUAUGGAAAGGACGCCAGUGCACAUGCUACUGGUACAUAUAGAGAGUCACCCACUGGAUCUUUUGGUACAACAACACCGAGCACCGCGUCACAGGAAGAACCAAUUGAAUUAGCGUAUAUAUCUGGAAAUUCUAACCCUCAUGGUAAUGGCGUUAACAUAAAUCCCGCUGAAACAUCACAAGGACAAGGUGUGGCCGACCAAGGCGUUUUGAAUGGAGCCUUCGAUUACCCUGUCGCUGAGAAGGAACAUGUGGAUGGGCCUGGAAAUGGUCAGUCAUCGAAGAUGAAUGUCUUUAAGGAAGAACCGCCAUUUAUACACACAGGGGACGCGGAAGGGAAGAUCAUUUACCAGAAGACGUCACGGUUCAAGACGAUAGUCGGGGUCUGCUGUGUGGUCAUAGUUAUUGCAGCUUUUGCUGCCGUGGGACUGGUGGUCGGCUUGAGAGCUGGCAAGUCCGAUGAGAAGGAUAUGGUCUCUGUGACGGUGGACAAGGAAUACCACGCCGAACUUGUAAUCUUGUACACGGAAUACUCGUCCGAACUCCAAGACCGUGACAGCUCUCUGUAUAGGCAGACAGAAGACAUGGUUAUUGAGAAGAUAGACGACGCCUUUAUAAAAAGCCCUCAUGCAGACAGCUACGUCAAGACAACGGUGAACGGGUUUAGGCAAGGCAGUCUGGUUGCUAUACUGACCAUCCAUAUGCGAGCCACUGUCCAAGUGGAGCGUGGACAAACCACUUCAGAUAUUGGCCUCACUAACGCGCAGAUACUAGACGUUGUUGACGUGAGCGGAUUUCAACCUAUUGCUGUUUCCAAAGAAGACAAUUGUGCAGACGCCCCCUGCAAACGGGGUCAAUGUAUUAGCUUGUUGAACAACUUCCAAUGCCACUGUCCAUUGGGCUUUGAGGGAAAACGUUGUGACAUAGAUGCUGACGAGUGUAGCUCCGCCCCUUGUCAACAUGGAGGCACGUGUACCGAUCACGUGGCCGGUUACACGUGUGCAUGCCCAUUUGGAACUUCCGGACAAGACUGUGAGAUUGAAAUUGACGAGUGUAACUCUGAACCCUGUCUCCAUGGAGGCGUGUGCGAGGAUCUCAUGGGCGGCUUCCGGUGCACGUGUCAGCCGGGCUACUUUGGGGUCACGUGCCAGGAACGGAUCCCCUUUUGUGCAAGCGAGCCCUGUGUGAACGGAGGCUCGUGUGAGGAAGCUGUCAAUGGUUUCACUUGCCUCUGCGCCCCACUAUUCUCAGGCGGAACGUGUGAAACAGAAAUAAACGUAUGUGAGAAUGAUCCCUGCAUGAACGGUGGUACCUGUCAGGAAGGACUGGAUGGUUUCAUCUGCGCCUGCGCACCCGGAUAUGGAGGGACUACCUGCGCAACCGAUAUCGACGAAUGCAAGAAUAAUCCGUGCAUACAUGGAUGGUGUGAGGAUCACGUCAACAAUUACACGUGCAACUGUUACCCCGGUUAUCAAGGCUUACUCUGCGAAGACGAUGUCAACGAAUGCUUGCAAUCACCAUGCGCAAACAACGGAAGUUGUUAUAACUCUCCCGGAAGUUUCAGCUGUGAUUGUAUGGAAGGCUAUUACGGUCAUCUCUGCACAGAAGAAAUGGUGACAUGCGGAGGAAACUUCACUGCAUUAUCUGGCGAUUUCUCGUCCCCCAAUUUCCCGGACCUAUACAUGAGUAUGGCACGAUGUUCGUACCACAUUGGGGCUCCUUCAGGCUACAACAUUUGUGUCACAUUUCACACGAUCAACCUUUCGGCUGGUGAUCAGAUAACUGUUUACAAUGGGUCCUCGAUGGAAGGGAGUUUUCUCGCACGUUUCACUGGUAUGAGCUACGACAACGAGACGGUGUGUAGCAGCAACAACAGUAUGCUGGUGUACUUUUUCUCUGAUUUCACUGGAAACGAGAUGGGCUUCAAUGCUUCUUAUGGCGCUAACAGGAACCCAAGCUACUGCGGCGGGAAAUACACCGGCUUAUUCGGUGAAAUUACAUCGCCAAACUACCCUCAGAUAUUCAUCUACCCGCCUGCUAUGGAAUGCAUUUACAAUAUAACUGUUCCCUCCGACCGUACCGCGUGUAUCAUAUUUGACAAUGUCAAUAUAAUAAAGGGUGCAAUGAUCCUGAUGGACAACCAUAGUGAAACAAUAGCAUUUUAUUUUCAAAGCUUCAGCAACGAUAUGCCGAUUUGCGCCAGCACCAACAUAUUAUUGGCCACACUAGCUUCUGUUUAUCCUGAAGGUCAAAUGAGCUUUAACGCAACUUAUUAUGCGUUGGAUAGGGAUUCGUGCGGAGCGACCUACACUGAUUUAACAGGAAACUUUACUUCUCCCAACUUUUCCAACAACUACCCGGUGUUGUCCUACUGUCAGUACAACAUAACGGUCCCGUUCGGCUAUCAUGUUUGCAUUUGGUUCAAUUACUUGAACGUGUCAUCAGGUGACCUCGUGACUACAAGUGAAAACUCAAUAACAAAUACCACUGUUAUAGAUAGGAUUCGUGGGUUCCAACCUUUUCACGUCGUGUGCUCGGUGACGAAUAUGGUGAUUGUUGCAUUGUUCUCGGAUGCUUUUGAAACAAGUUCAGGUUUUGACGCUUCUUACUUUGCCAUGCCUAAUCUGAUCGGGUCGACCACAUUUUCCCCCGAAACCACAACACAGACAUCAACUACAUUUUCACCUGAAACCUCAACAAGAACAUCGACCAACGUUUCACCUGAAACCACAACCACGAGUCCCUCUAUUGGAGCCUGUGGUGGAAACUUUAGCGCACAGUCGGGACAAUUCAGUUCGCCCGACUAUCCCUUCGUAUAUCCGAAGAAUGCCGAUUGCAAAUACACCAUAGCCGUUGACAGCAGAUACUAUAUUUGCGUCAUUUUCACUGUUGUGGACACAGAAACCUGUUGCGACACUAUCACUGUUUAUAACGGUCCAACCUCAACUUCAAGACAAAUUUCAAAAUUUUCAGGUGAACGUCGAGCUAAUCUUAGUGCAUGCUCAACAGGAAACCUAAUGCUUGUACACUUCCAAUCGGAUUAUUCUGUAUCUCACAAUGGAUUCUUGGCGAAUUACAAUGUUACAUCGAGACGGGAGGACUGUAUGCCAGACCAAUUUGUUUGCGAUACUAAUAAGUGUAUUGACAACUUCCGGCUGUGUGACCAGACCGAGGAUUGUAAUGAUAAGACCGAUGAACAGGGAUGCUCGUGCGCCAAAGGAUACAUAGGAUGCAGUGUAUGGUACGAUACAUGUUUCCCAACCAACUCAAUAUGUGAUGGACAAAAUGACUGUCCAGCUGGGGAAGAUGAGAAAGGGUGUGAUUGUGACUAUCAGCGGUGUAACGAUGGGUCUGGAUGUUUUAACGACACACAGAGGUGUGAUGACAUAGUAGACUGUUACGAUCAUUCAGAUGAAUUACUGUGUCAAUUCGAGUGUACCGAGAACGAGUUUUCGUGCUACCACACACGGCAAUGCGUGCCAUUGUCAAGUCGAUGUGAUGGUGUUCUAGACUGCGACGACAAGUCUGACGAAUGGUUAAAUUGUCCACCUAUAACAACGAAGACACCACCGGAGACACUAGGCUAUGAAAUUCGUCUCAAUGACGGUGAAAAUGACACAACAUCACAAGCAUUUGGGAAGAUAAUCAUCAAGCGUAUUGGUGUCGAUGAGGAAUUUGGCACAAUAUGUGAUGACGGCUUUGACUUGGGAGAUGCGGUUGUUAUCUGUCGCCAACUUGGUUUCAUAUACACAGUCGAGGAACAUAUUUAUUUUUCCUCCGGAUCAUCGCACUUUGGCACAUUUGAAGGACCAAUCUGGUUAUCAAACUUGCGGUGUAAUGGAAGUGAAAGUCGCCUGUCCGAGUGUGCUUCCAGUGUUUGGGGGAACCAUUUCUGUAGUCACCAGCAAGAUGUGUCAAUAUCGUGCGGCGGGAAUAACAUUUUUACCACGAUGACCCCAGAUGUGACCUCAACAACGACGCCGGCAACAACAGCAAGUCCUGAAUCGAGUUAUAGACUGGCCGAUGGCGAGUUUUGUUGGACAGGAAGGGUUGAAAUAUAUCACGGUGGAAUAUGGGGUACAAUAUGUCGACCAAGAUUUGAUGCAUUAAGUCCGCCACCAGGCAUUUUGUGUAAAACCCUCGGAUUUAGUGAGGACAAUGCUGAAGUGAGGUAUGGUCCUCCCGGAUCAGGUCCUAGCUUUAUUGAUCGUAUUACAUGCUCGUACGGAUCCUCUUUAUCCUCCUGCUUGCACAACGGUUGGGACCCAAAAGUGUGCUACAAUAAUGAAACAGUUUACGUUACUUGUGACAAAGACUCGGUAACGGAGGAAAAUUGCCCGUUCGAUGUUGGCACUUCUAACGUGAACUGUUCUUUUGGUGACAUGUGCGGCUAUAAUGUCUCAGUUGUAAACGGGGACUCAAUGUGGCAAUUCAAUUAUAUACAACAAUACGAUGAUCAGUUACCAUCGUUAGGGUUUAACGGCCGCUCCGUAGUGUUUACAAACCAGUAUGCGGGUGAAAUGGAUUCGUCAUUGCUAGAGUCGCCUGCAUUUAAAGCGACAUCAAGGGCUAUGAAAGUCGAAUUCAUGUACCUACUCCGAAAACCUACAAUUUCAAACCUGAUGUUCGGCUUACGCCAUGAGGAUGAAAAUGAUGGAAACACUUUGUGGCAAAGUGGGUUUUUGAAGUUUGAAGAAAAGGACUGGCUUUACCAAUGUGUGAAUCUGAAUAAUAUGACUAUAAAUACAACCGAAUACAAGCUUCAGUUUUAUGCCAUCAGAGGGUCAGACCCAUUGUUUCUGGUUGCUGUCGAUGAUAUCAUGGUUUCACCCGGUGUCUGUGCAGAAUCCCUUUUGGAUGUUUUAUGGUGCUCUUUUGAUCGACUAUCUUCAUGUGGCGUGUCCGUGGAUUGUAACAAAUGUGGCCGGUCAAAGUCUGUGUACAAGUGGCGGAGAUAUAUCGACGAUAAUGAAGAUGCCUACAUGAUGGCUGAUGCUUCUUAUGGACGACUAUCGGAUGAUACAACAUUGUCAUUUACGUUACCACAUCUUGGAGAUAACAAAGCCAUCGCUUUGGAGUAUUUUAUAUCAGAUGCAGGAGUGUUAAAGAUACAGCUUGUAUCAAAUACAACAGUUUAUGAUUUAUCAACCAUUGACGAAAACACAAUGGACUUUUUCAAAAUGACAUGCAUGAAAAUCCCAAAAGAGAUUGAUGUUACCAGCGAUUUGCGGAUAGAGUUCAAAGCCAUUCGAGGAAGUAAUCCAAGAUCAGACAUUGGCCUAGACAAUGUGGAGGUUCUUAAGGAAUGCCCGCAUCCAGUGUUCGAGUGUUCCAACGACCAUGAUUGUGGUUGGUUAUACAGAAACGACUCCGCUCAAUUUGGAUGGCAAUAUCUAGAUCGUUCGAAUAGCAGCAUAAACCCUACAAACGGCCCAGCCUUCACAAUACGCUACGCAAAUGCUUCGAGUUCUGCAUUAUCGUCACUACUGGAAACUCGUAUGUUUGAACAUCCCGGCGGACCCUUUAAACUCACUUUCAAGUAUCGGAAAUCCGCGAAGGAGAUAUUUCAGGUUUGGAUGUAUGAUCAUUCAAAGAACGAAACUAUUCAACUGAGCAAGAUAACGCUGCCGUCGGAAGAUGAAAACAUUCAUUGUAUAGAUAUUUCGCCAGAUCUAAACGGAACAUUGUCAAUAGGGUUUAUGGACACAUUUCUUCCUAACAACAUGACAAUGGACAAACAAAUAUCAACAUUGAUUUAUGACUUUGCCUUGCAAGAAGGUCAUUGCAAAGUACCCUUGUCGGCGAGAGAUUGCACAUUUGAAGACAACCUUUGUAGCUAUACAACAACAGACGGGUAUGGAUCUUGUACUUCCCGCUACCAAUGGCAGCUUGUUGAGUCUCACAAUAAAGAUCAGGGUCAUAUCAUGAGUAUAAUGAUGGACGAAAACAGAGAAGAAAUGACAUACCUCGAUGGGGCUUCAAUAGUGUUUGAACCUUUCAUCAUCGAUUUGGAAUCACGAGGAUGCAGUUUGUCAUUCGAUUUCAGCAUUGUAAACAGAUCAACAUACAUGGGUGAAAAUGGAACAGACCUUCCUGGAUAUUUAAUGGUCACCAUGAAUGACUACACUAGGAAGCUACCACUUUCUCCACAACCGAAGAGUAGUUUCUGUUUUGAUAUUUGCAGUAUUUCAACCGCAGGCAAUGUGACUAGUAUUUCGUUGAUGGCACUUGCCGUCAACGCAUGGGUAGAAAACAUUAGAAUUGAAAAGGAGAAAUGUCCAGAAAGAAGUGUUGAAUGCCGAUUUACAGAUGGAAUGUCCUGUGGAUAUAAUGUUGAUAAAAUGAUAUGGAAAGACGGCGACUUAAGUACGGAUCCUGACAGAAAAGACGAGGGAGCGGUAUUUUCCCCACCAUUUAUGUUUGACUCGGAUCAGAACUGCAUAACAAUUGGACUGUCCGGAUUAGUCAUGUCUCAGUUUAAAUUAGCUUUACUCAACAGUGAUGGCGAAAACGUGUUGUGGUUUUACGAAACUGAAAUUGCCAUACAACAAGGUAUUGGCAGAAACUUUUCCGUGGACAUACCAGGCCAUCAGACGUACGUUUUGCGGUUACAAUUUUUUCCUUUGCGGGAAAUUAUGUUGAACUACAUCCAUGUUCAACCAGAAACAUGUCACUCACCAGGUAUGUCCUGCGCCCAGGGUGAAUUUAAAUGUAACGGAACAUGCUUCGAUAAUGAUCGUUUAUGCGAUGGCGUUCGUGACUGUCUCGAUGGCGAAGACGAGGAGGGAUGCGAUUGUAGAUCAGACACCUUUUCCUGUUCAACUAGCACAGAAUGCAUUCACAAUAGUCUGUACUGUGACGGAACAGCCGACUGCGCUGAUGCAUCGGACGAAAUGUGUGAUGGAUCUGUUGAGUGCGACUUCAGGCUUGGGCCAUCGGGUACCUGCAAAUACCAACUUCAUGGCGUUCACAUUUUACCGAGUGGUCCAAAUGCUGGGAAGUUGGAUGUAACAUCAUCACUUGCGUAUAUUAUUUCACCCCAGUUUACCAUUGAUGUUGACAGUUGCUUAAUCGUCGGAUUUUUACCUUAUUACGGACAUAAUCAAUUUCUCCGGACCGCUGCUCUACAGAAUAGAAAUUUGACAACGACUUAUAUACCAAGAAAAAUGCUGAAAACAUACACAACAAUGCCCAAUACAUCAAUCUCGUUUAUGACGGGCUUGGGGCCGGGGGGAUACGAUGGUGUUUUAAUUGAGGCACAGGACGUUGACAUAUUAGUUCAUAAUGCUUCCAUUAAAGUAAACCGUGGAUUGUUUCAAAGCGUUGCCUUGAUGCCUAACCCAUGUGAAGCCCUCGUUGAUAACACUUCAUCAGAACAUCGAUACACAUCAAAAGGAUAUGGUGAAUCUACUACAACCCAUCGAACGCAAACAACAAGGAGUCACACUGCUACACCGAAUGAUAUGCAAACUACAAUGGGUCGCACUGUACGCCUGAAAAGAGGUAUUCCACAAACCGGAACAACUUCGAACUCAAAUAUAACGGUUACGCAAAAUUUUUCAACAACUAUACCACCUUCUACAAACAAUUCAACACAAGAAACUCACUCCACACAGGAACCGACAACCACAAGACGGGUUACCACAAGUUACUCCACACAUGAAACUAAGACCAAAUCUGAGUCAACACAUGGAAGUAUGUACACAACAAAAUCAUCACAAGAAACUAAGAUCACAACUGAGUCAACACAAGGAAGUAUAUCCACAACGAAUUCUACACAGGGACCUAACAACACAUCUGAGACUACACAAGGAAAUGCGUACGCGACUAAUUCCACACAAGUUGUGUACACAACUAGUUCAACACAGGGACACAAGAACACCUCUGAGUCUACACAAGGGAAUAUGUACACGACUUAUUUCACGCAAGAAACGAAGACCACAACUGAGUUCACACAAGAAAGUAUGUCCACAACUAAGUUCGCUCAGGGAUCAAAGACCACGAGUGAGUCUACACAAGGACCUAAGACAACAGUUUCUUCAACACAAAGGCCCGAAACAACAAUGACUUCCACACAAGCAAGCAUGCUUCCAAUGGUUUCCAUCUCACAACUUAACCGGACUCGCCUGGGACAGAAUGCGUCGCUAGUGUGCAGCGUUUUAUCAGUUGGCAAUCAAUAUGUGAUUUUAUAUUGGAAAAGUUUGAUCAAGGGUGUCAUUGCCCGCAAUUCAGACGUUUUGCUUGACGUGCAUAACCGUUCAGUGAGUUAUCCAUUUGGAAAAUUCACUGUAGAGUUGCAUGCAGAGAGUCAAGACAUCCUUUACACGCUAAACGUUGCGGGUGUAGACAAUGUUGAUGAAGGGGAUAUAUUUGAAUGUGUAAUUGACAUUGUUGGCUAUCCAGAAGAUAUUUGGCCAAAGGCGUCAGUGCAGAUUGAAAUACUAGAUUUUGGUUGUCACUAUUUGAAGAAUGGUGUCUGUGGAUACAAUAUGGUGACUUUCCCAACACUUUCGGGACUGGAUAACGUAAACGACAUGCUUACACGUAUAAAUGCGAUAGAGAGUAGUCUAGGCAGAACUUCCGAGGACAAGUGCGUUCAAAGUAUGUUGGAUCUUGCGUGUGGUCUACACGUGACGCAGUGUAUUGACGGACUCGCAGAAGUUGGAAUUUGCAGGCACUCUUGUGAAAAUAUCGCAAAGCAUUGUGGUCAGAACGAUAUGUUUCCAAUAGUUAAUGAGGGUAACCUUGACAUUGCACAUUACUGCAAGUAUUUACCUCUGGACAGAGAUACUUGUAGACCAAUAUGGCUAGAUUGUGGAGCGGUUAUAAAUGUUAGUGACCCGUCUCCAAAUACUUUUAUUCCUGAAAACUAUCCGCUCUCACCGACAUCCAGUCGCUGUACAUACAGCUUUAGUUCUAAAGACUUCCAUCAAGUUAAUCUGAAAUUCCACAAUGUUGUUUUAAGCACCAAUUGCUCGGAAAGCUAUAUCGAGGUAUCUGGUAGUAAGUAUUGUCAUGACAACAUAAGCUCGUUGACAAUGGGAACGUUUUCGAGUUCCAGUCAAAUAACCAACGUGACGUUGGUAUCUACAAAGGCAGAUGCUUUCUCAUACGAGUUGGAUAUAUCUAGUGAGAUGCAGUCAGAUGUUUGCGGAAUAAUUGAAAUCCCAGAUGUCGUCAAAACAACCAUUAACUUACCAACUCACAACGAUUGCCAUUACUGGGUUUUGCAGGAUAACAGUAAAGCUUAUUUAGGAAAAACAACUGUUUUGCGGCUACUUGACAGCAGCAGAUUGUGUGUUCGUUUUACCAACAUGGUAUCAAAUACCAGCGUUUGCGAAGGGGAUGAUUUAAUUAUGGAGGAUGAAAGAUUAUUGUUGUAUGCUUCUGAAACAGUCGUUCUACAAGUGCUACAGGUUUUUAGAAGAACUCGACCACGUGUCACCUCCAUGUUGACUGACACUAGUGAAGUCCUAAUAUCAAUCGACGAUGGAGAGCCACAAUAUUGGUGCGGGUCACUAAUCCAGCCCCAUACAGGGCAAUUGAUUUGUCGAGAGGCUGAGAAAGGGCAAUACAUUGGAAAUGGAGAGAAUUCGGAUAGUAGUUGUGAUACGGAUCCACGUAGAUGUUCGAAUGCAAGCACGAUUAUCAUUUGCAGAGGAUACGAAGACAAUCUUAGUGAUUGUAUUGUAAUCGAAUGCAAUCCGAUUUAUAGACAAUGUUCCUGUGCUGUUACAACCACUAUAUCAUGCAAAACUGCCACUGUAACAUGUGACCAUAGGAUUUCAGAAUGUGGAUACAUGUUCUCAUAUAGAGAAUUUAACAGAUCGGGGAAAGGUUUAACUAAGUUGGACGCCGGUCAUAACGAGGUAGCCAGAAUUGUAUCGCCUGCAUUUGAAGCAGGAUAUGGAGAAUCCGUCACCUUUGGAUAUCAAGUAUCAAAUUUAAAACAGUGGAUCUCUGUUAAGUUGGAGCUUGCAAAUGGCACCACAGAUACCAUAUGGACUCCUAGUGUGUUAACAUCAAAGGGAGAGUAUCGGGGAUGUGCAAAUAUUCCAGAGAAAUACGUGGAUCAUAACGUUCGGUUGGUCUUUGAAAUGUACGAUGUCUAUCUAAAUCAAACUUUGCAAGGAUUUGUGUUUUCUCUGACGGAUGUAUAUCUUGAUGAAGGAGUAUGUGCAGCAACUCUCUUAAGAAAUUGUGAGUUCGACCAGGCACGUCAAUGUGGAAUAGGAUCGGACUCGGGAAUUUGCUUUGGUGACAAAGACGAACUUGGACCAGUCUGGAUGCUAGACAAAAAUAACCUUGUUGCGGACACAACCUAUGCAACUCCAAACAUGGAAUAUGCGGUUUCGUUACUUGCAAACACAUCAGGGAUGUCGUCCUUAUCACUAUCAUACAGUGUUCGGAAACCUACAAACGAAAUGGAGAAACUUCAGUUUAAGAUUUUUGCUGAUACGGAUCUGAUAUUCACUGGCGACACAGAUGUCAUUCAACUGCCGAUGAAAAAAUGCAUAAAUAUUCCGAAUAGUUUCCACACCCUGCGUUUGGCAUUAGAAACUGGUACUACAAACGGUAUUAUCAGCAUUGACAGGCUCAUUUUGAUGGAAGAAAAGAGAUGCAUACAUAAGCUUAGCUGUGACUUUGAAAACAUCACCCAGUGCUCAAUCACAAUAGAAGAACAAUCCAAUGUUUACUUUUCUUGGAGAAUGGGAAUCGAUAGGAUACGUGGAAAAGUGAUGGAACUUUUUGCUUCCAACUCCGACAUCCAAGAAGGGGUUACAGCGACAUUCGAAAUCAGCAACAUUCAACUCAGAGACGAAUCUGGACCAUAUCGUUGCUUAUCAUUCAAUUACACAGCGUUAGGAAAUGAUAACCAGUUUUACCUCGAUAUUGUUGAAAAGAAAACCAAUGACGUUAGAACAACGUAUACUGUCGACACACCAACCAAUGGCUGGAGAACGUUUUAUAUACCAAUACAAUCGUAUUCCGAUGUGGAAAAUGACACACGAUCAUUUGAGUUCAUAGCAACCGCGAUGGAAACAAUGAGAAAUGGAACAAAGAUGUACAUUGAUGACUUGCACUACCAAAGAGAACCAUGCCCCCUUGGGCUACAACAUAUAAGGAAAUGUGGAUUUGAAGAUCCCGCGCUAUGUCUUCUUGACACAACUGGAGCAGGUGGGUUUUCCUGGGAGCGAACUCACUCGUUAGGAAAUCUAUCAACAGAUUCAGAUGGAACUGGUUACUACAUGUCUGUCGACAAUUCAUACGGACCACAAGGAGCCGAGUCCCUUCUCUGGUUCACCGUCGACUUAUCGUCUAAUAAUAACACCCAGUAUUACCAGUUUUCUUACCAAAUGGACGGUACUGGCGCUGGUAAACUAAAAACAUACACUAUGGAUAAUAAGGGAAUCACUGGACCAAUGUAUGAUAUUGAAAAUUACAACACAGAUAUGUGGAUCAUUUCCGAUUGCUAUUCCUUGCCUUCUCGGUUUAUCGGUAGAAUAUAUUUCAAAGCAAUAAAAGGUACAUCACCAUCAGACGACAUUGCGAUUGACAAUGUGAAAAUCGGCCAUGGAACGUGCGAAGCUGCAUCCGUUUCCUGUUCUUUUGACCGGACGUUCUGUGGUUAUAACACAAACUUUGAUAUGUGGAGUUUCUCAGGAAACUCAGUGUUCACCAAAUAUGAUAACGUCUUCCUGCACGCCCCACUCUACAGCCUUAACCUUACGGAUGAUCAAGAAGUGUGUGUGUCAGUUUUUUUUGACGGUAAUUACAUUGAAUUACGGACGGGGUCUGAUAGUACAGAAAACGUCAGAAUCAUACAUUCAAGCGACAUAGUUCCCGACAAAAUUGGACAAAUAACAGUUUCAAAGGAAACUCUACGACUGGCCAUUAAGCCGGCCAGUGGUACGAGAGUGAGUCACAUACAAACAGAGGAUGGAAGCUGCAAAGAAUUGCAGUGUGACUUCCCGUGUGAAGAACAAUGUAUUGACUCGGUUAUGGUUUGCGACACAGUAUUGCAGUGUUACAAUGGAGAGGACGAGAAGGAUUGUGGAAAUUCGGUCACAUGUGACUUUUCAAAUGGAAGUUGUGGUUACAUGGCAACUGAGGCAUCAAUAUCGAAGUGGGAGAUUGCAUCAAACAUUUCAAUAGAAACAAACGGUGUAUUGAAAGUGUUAGAACCAGCUCACGGUACUGGUAUAAUGGUGACCUACAUGAACUCUAAGGAAACGGGAUACGCCAAAAUGCAAUCAACAGAAUAUAGAAUUACAGAGCCGUCUUGUCUCCAAUUUUAUUACACUGGAAACUCCUCAAUGUUUGCUGUUAACAUUAGUUCUUAUAUUUGGAUGGACAAAAAUGCUGCUUCUUGGGUCACAACCUGGAAAAUGGGACAGCUUAACGUUAGCGCUAUGACGAUGAGAGCGAUGUUCGUAGCAAACUUCACCUCCAACAGACCCGCCUUCAUUGCGGUUGACAAAGUUGAAUUAAUUGAGGGCAGCUGCACUAAAGACACUCUUGAGUGCGUCGAUGUUACACCUUACAAGUGUGAGAAUGGAGAAAGAUGUUAUUCUGAAAACGAGCGAUGCAAUGGGAUACCAAUUUGCAACGAUUUGUCGGAUGAGAGCGAAUCAAUUUGCAAUUCAGUUCGUUCACUAUCAUGUGACUUUGAGGAUGAUCAUGUAUGUGGAUACAACGUAAGAGAUGCACACAAGAUUUACUCCUUAGCAAACGAUAAUUGGCGCAGAAGGCAGGGUUUUGCUCACUCGAUUCCACACACAGAUCAUACGUUCAGGAAUUAUUCUGGGCAUUACCUUCAAUUUGUUGUUUACCAACACGAUAGUAAAUACAAGUUUUCAUAUGGCGCAUUAGCCUCACCUUCGAUUGUACUGCCAAGUGACGGUUGUGUGACAUUCUGGUACAUCCUUAAUGCAACAGAAAUCAGGCCAAACGGACAUUCUGCGCAAAUAACUGCUAAUUUGAAUUAUAACGGGUCAAUUGAAACGCAUUGGUACGACCAGGUCAAUCGUCCAUUCUCAGAGUGGGUCCAAGGAGGGAUACCAGUAAGAGGCGGGAAAAAUGUGUCACUCAUUAUUGAAGCGACAGUUUUUGAACCAAUCACCGCCUGGCCCGGGGUUGUUGCUGUUGAUGAUAUUGACUUCCAUGCGGGGCCCUGUAACAUAAAACAAGAAUGCAGCACUUCAUCUUUUACGUGUAAAGAAAAUGAUAUGUGUAUCCCUAUAGUGAAGGUUUGUGAUGGGGAAAGGGAUUGUCUCGGUGGAUCAGACGAAAUGCACUGUGACAUUCGUCCAAACGGAACAAUUGAACUGUCCGGUGGUGACGGAUCGUACGGAGAAGUGCGGAUGUUUGUUAACGGAACAUGGCAUAGGACGUGUUUUCCGUACCCUUCGUCGAUUGUCACAGAGUCGAAAUUUAUCGCUGCUCGUAUAUCUGUAGCUCAUCCGAUAUGUAAAAUAAAAGGAUACAUCGGAAAUGCGGACUUGUUUGAAAUACGACGUGGGAGACCUAAUGCCGGAAUUAAUCUGAAUUGUACGGAUGGAUGGUGCUACCCCGGAAACAACGCAUCGUGUACAUCUUUCUUAGGCGUGGCAUGCUCCAAUAAUGCGUGCUUCUCUGGCGAAGAGCUCUGUCGAGGAACCACAGAUACUUGUAUUCCCAAAACGAGAUUCUGUGACGGUCUUCCAGAUUGUGAAGGAAAUACGGAUGAGACCGACUGCUACUGUGACCUUGCCUCAAACGAUAAUCUGCAUUGUACUAAACGAGGGACAGAUUGUACUGGAAGUACAUGUAAGUCUUGUAACGAGCUUGGAAUGUUUGAAUGCAUUAACCACGAAUGUGUCAACAAGUCUCUACGUUGUGACGGAAAGUCUGACUGCAAGGAUGGUACAGAUGAAUAUAAAUGUGUUUUUGUAAACGAGACAGGAGUCCACAUUUAUCAAAGCGGUGGAUUUUCGCCUGUUUGUAUAAAUGACAUUGACAGAGCAGUAGCAGAUGGACUGUGUAAUCUUGCUGGCAAAGGAAUGAUAGCGGCAAAUGGCAUUCGACACGGCUUAUCAUUAGUUAAUGGCGGAAUACUUGUUACAUUGUCAACAACUGACAUCGCGUAUCAGGGUCUACACAGAUUCACGUUCGAACACAUAUCGGAGUGUUAUCCGUUGCGAUUAGAGUGUCAGUAUCCAGAAUGCGGAACAAUCAGCUUUACAGACGAGUUCAUACAGCCACAAAUUAUAAACGGGGAGAAGUCCCUUCUUGGUGCAUGGCCUUGGCAGGGAGCACUACGAUACACGCACUCCGGUAUAUGUCCCACGACGCCAUGCCACAUGUGUGGAAUCAGCUAUCUUGGAGGACGUUGGGCUCUUACUGCAGCCCAUUGUGUGGAAGGAAUGGGUUCGGAGGUAUACGUUUGGUUUGGAGUCACCGAUUCUGGAGACAAACUUCAGUCACAAGGACAAGAAAUACCUGUAGUUCGGGCCUACCCCCAUCAUAAAUAUGAACUAUUUGUUUUUGCCGAUAUUGCCUUGCUGGAACUCGAAUACGAACCAAACAUUGAUAAUUUUACACGAACAAUUUGCCUUGGUAAUGAGGAUAUGUUGCAAGAAAUAAUUUCCCAAGAAGAAGAUGCCGAAUGUUAUAUUACUGGAUAUGGAAAUCAGGAGGAUACGUUUUUUGAAUAUGGUAAUACCCGGGAGGAUCUUCGAGAGACGAAAGUUGGAAUUGUGGACCCAAAGCUUUGCAGUGAUAUAGUAAACGGCCAGACGGAGCCUAGAAGACAGGAAAUAGGUGUUGACGCUAUUUGUGUUGAGAACACCGCUCCGUUUUCGCCAUCUUGUAAUGGUGACAGUGGAGGGCCAUUUGUUUGCAGAAUGAAGGACGGUCGGUUCAAACAAUUCGGAGUGACAAGCUGGGGUCUUAGAGGCUGUGACUUAAUGGCACCAGCCAUUUACACGAAUGUUGCCCACCAUUUGGAAUGGAUACAAAACAUAACGGGAAUUGUGAUGACCUGAUGCAACUGCACGGAAAUAUAUGUCGUAGCGGUAUAGACACUCGUGAACAUAUACGUAAUAGUGUGAAUGAGGAUUUGCAACACACGAUUACACAUGUUAAUGUGUGGAUAUAAACAUUUACUUAUUCAUCAAAUUAUAUGUAUUCAUCAACUCUUUAUAUUUUUUUACUACACAGAUUUUAUAAUGUUUACUCUUUAGUGUCGUUUUGUUAUAGAUCUAGAUCUACUUAACCAUAUUUGUUUUGCCUAAUAUCAUUGUACCAUGUAUUGCUUUUGUUAUUAAGUACAAAAUGAUAAGUGUAUAUUAUAUCGUUUCAAUGUUUCGUUAAAUAUUACACUUGUAUAUUUAUAGGUUUAAUAGAGCAAUCACUACCUUGCGGUGUAAGGAAUAAUAAAUAAAAUAGGAAUGGUUUGUAAGUACAGCGUUUUGAUGCGGGAUAUAUGUUUUAUUCGGAUUUCACGCGGCGCUUUGUAAAAUCAAAAUUAGUGAAAAUCAGGGAGAGUAAAACAUGACAUUCCGGAUCAAGAUACAGUACUAAUAAAGAUUAUAUUAUAUAAAUUACUGGAUUAAAUAACUCAAUAAGAACAUGAUUUUAUGAUAAAUGUUAUUUGAAUAACGAAGUUUUUUUUGUUUCAUAACGUUAUUUUAAUAUCCCACAAUGGAAAUCGUUGUAACGUGACGUCAGCAGAUUGUUAUAAACCCGGAAUACCGAUUUUUGCGAUAUGCAUUGAUUGUGGAUGAAAAAUUGGUAAAUAACAAAUACAAAUAUUUUGACUCAAUUCAGAGUUGCAAAAAUGUAGCUUUAUUAUAUUUCAGAGAGCAAUGAUUAUGGCCUUCACAUUAACAAGAUGGUCAAAAAACUACAAUCAAAAUUACAGGCAUAUAUUAAUUAGGUAGCCCAUGUUCAAUUAAAUCAAUUUUAGAUGGCCGGUAAAUCAGUUCUAUUUUGGUCAAAUAUAAAAGUCUCGUAUGUAUUGCCAAGGACUUUAAACUAAUUAUACCGUCAAUUAUAUUACAAACAAGCAUUUUUUUGUGUUGACAAAUUGCACAAUUGGCCACCUCUAGUCCGAUUGCAGCAUGGAUAAAGUAUAAAAAUACAAACUUCAAUUUCAAUAUCUGUAAUGUAUUUCGGUCAAUUGUAUUCAUAGUAUUCGGCGAGCUUUACCGUUUAGAAUAUUACCAGAAUGGCAAGGAUGCAUGAACAUAUAACUUUAUCAGCAAUAACACGAUGGAAGGAAUAGCUGAUUUGUAGGUCCAGAGCCUAAAGAUGGGGUUACCGCCACGGAAAGUACAGCGAGAAAACGGAUUUGCACUGUACGGUUAAACCAGUUGUCUAAUAAUUAGAGAUUUAUACAUGACAAAAAUAUUACAAUCUGACGAAAUGUUUCAUAUGUUUUCUUAAUCUCGUUUCUGUUGCCAAAAAUAAAGUGCUGACUGCUGCCAAUACUCAUCGUACGUGUCUGCAAUCUAAUACCGUAAUGCCCUAAAAUUGUCCGGCAUAUUGAGUUAAAGUAGGUCAUUGCCGAAAACACGUAUUGCGGACUUUCAACACUAUAAACAAUAUAAGUAAGUAAUAAUGCGAAAUGAGACUAGUUACAUUAAAGAAACAGAGUUAAGAAAGCUUGACUAUGUAGCUAUGAAUAAACUAAGAUACAAAUAAAAAUAAACAAAUGCAGGCUUUGCCUUACGCUUAAUAUAAAUUCUCCUUGUUUAGGCAAUCAAUUUAUUGCUGAAAAGAGUUCGUAAGUCCAUUUCUACAAGUUACCGGCGGGAAACAACUGUCAGAAUCCCAGCGCUAAGUAAAACUAUUGUUAUAUUUUAUAACCCUGGGUCGUAUUAAUGAUUUUUUUGAAACUCAUGAGAAAAGCUUUUAUUUUGUUAUAAAUAUAAUGCAGCAUUCAGCAUUAUAACUAUAUUUGUAGCCUUUGAAAGCCGUUUUUAAGCAUCUUUGGCGUUAUAGCGAGUUUUUGGGUUAAAGUUGCCCUUACAGGCUUUUACAGAAGAGUCUAAAGCAGCGAACAACUUCAAGUACUAAACGGACAACCAUGGCGCCAUACUUGUCUAAGAUUUUAUAUAUAUACAUAUCGAGUCGAUAAAGGCGGAUUCAUUUCAUUUGUCACCUGUGUUAUUGCCGAAUUAACUUCCGCCUUCCAUUUGCUUAUUACGCAAAGGAAUACUAAUUUGGUAACGAGAAAGAAAUCUCAAAAAGGCGAAGAUGUGAAGGUACAUUAUAGUAUGUUAAACUGCACACAGAUAGCCUAUGUAGAUAUUAAAGGCAAAAACAUUGUAGAAAAUAGUUCUUAUAAAGUCUUUUUUUGUUUUUGUUAGUGAUAAGUCAUUCGUUUGUUGCAAAUCAGUUUGAGAAUACAUUAACCAUAUAAACGCCAAUAUACUAUGUCAACAGACAGAUAUGGAUGUAGUACUGAUGUUACAUUAAACCCGAUAAUGUAAAUUUCGAUCAGGGCAGGAAAUACAUGUUCGAAUUGUUUUGCAUGCUUGUAGAUUUUAAAAUAAUUCUUUAGAAAGAUGUCAAUUUACGAUUCUUUAUUUCACGUCAGAAGUAUAAAUACAAUUUCACUGUGAUAUAAAUUCAUGUUCUGAACUACAUUGUACAAGACACAUGAAGUGGCGCCUUGCUGCCCGUGGAUCAACUGGCAAAUGAUGUGUGAGCAUUGCAUUACUCAGAGCGGAAAUGUCUAUAAGCUGAAGUACUUAUCCCAACAUUUGACGCAGGCCACGACUUGACAAGCUUUCAAUUGGCCCAGUGUUACGCCGGAUAAUAAUGUUAUAUCAUUCCGGAAAACAAUCAUUUGGAAACUUUAUGUUUGGAUAAAUUAUUCUGGCCAAGCUAAUGAUUAUAAGAAGAACGUAAUAGGAGCACAGGAAUUAUCUAGCUUCUGAGUUGUCAUCGUAUUUUUCAUUGUUUUGUUGAUGAUGCUUUUAAAUGGAGAUAGAAAUCCAAGGUAUCUGGUGAUGUGUUUUUGUUUCUAUGUUCACGUAAUUUCAAUUAUAACUUUUUAAAUAUAUGCAUGUUGUUCCGUACUAAGAAAUAGUGCAUACUGUUGUACUCGAGGUGUCAAUAAUUUAACUUGGUAUAUAUAGACUUGAUAUCGGUUGAUUCGAAUAAUGUAGCCAAGGUCCGAUGUUAUUGCCUUAACGUGGUUGCCGCAAUUUGUAUAUUUUUUAUUUUAUUAAAAUGCUUAAAACCG